AUCUUCGUGAGCGUGAGCGUGAGAGGUGUGAGGUUUUAUUCUCUUGCCGGGCGUCUGUCGGUGAGUUAUCACUAUGAGAGCGGUGUGGCUGAAGCGGCCGGUCCUCAUGCUGGUGGGCGUAGGGCUCGUCUUCUACGUGGGAACGUUUGUAAAGAAUGGAUAUAAGUAUACAGCGGGGACUGACAAAGUGGAGGACUCAUCGCGAAUGAUCAGGAGUUUUUCUGACCUGGAGGCAAGCAUCAGCAAUCUCCACAAUGUACUCCGAGCAUUUGAACAGAAGCAGGAUGUCAUGCAGAAAAUGCUUGAAGAAGACAGACAGAGAAAAGGUGCAGAGGUCCAACAGCAGCCACCUGCCCAGAAACAGCCAGAGCAGAAAGAACAGCCUGAAGCAAAGAUCCAGGAACAGAAGGAGCCACCCAAACCGAAAAAGUCUGGUAAACUGUACCCUGACUCUGCCCUGUUCAAGGGGUGGGGUGAGAAUCUGUCUGAGGAUGACCAGAGAGAGGCGCAGGGUCUGUUCGAGAAGUAUGGAUACAACGUCUUUCUCAGUGAUCGCCUUCCUCUAGAUCGAGCUCUUCCAGAUACCAGGGAUCCAAGAUGUGUGAAAAAGACUUAUCCAAAAGACCUGCCAAGUGUCGGAGUGGUGCUAAUCUACUUGAAUGAAGCCCUGUCCAUCAUCAAAAGAGCCCUGCGCAGCAUCAUCGACCGUACCCCCAAAAACCUACUGAAGGAAAUAAUAAUGGUGGAUGACAAUAGCUCUAAUGAAAACCUGAAGGGGGACCUUGACGCGUAUGUGAAGUCUCUAGAGCAAGAGAACCCAACUCUCCGUAUUACUAGAGUGAGGCACACUGAGCAGCGAGGUCUUGCCUACGCCAGGGCCUCUGGGUGGAGAGCUGCUACCGCUGAUGUGGUGGCCAUCCUGGAUGCACACAUAGAGGUCCAUGACAUGUGGGCUGAACCCCUGCUGACACAGAUCAAAGCCGACCGAACAGUGGUGGUGUCCCCCGUGUUUGACAGAGUCAACUUCGAUGACCUCAAGGUUAUUCAGUACCUUCCAGCAGCACACGCCUUCGACUGGGCUUUGUGGUGCAUGUAUGAGAGUUUUACGCCCGAGUAUUACACCCUCAAAGACAGCUCUCUGCCUGGGAAGAGUCCAUCAGUCAUGGGAAUCCUAGUUGCUGAAAGGAAAUUUCUAGGGGAAAUUGGACUCCUCGAUGAAGGAAUGAAAGUGUACGGUGGAGAAAAUGUUGAGCUGGGAAUUCGUGUGUGGACAUGUGGAGGCAGUGUUGAAGUAGUUCCAUGCUCCAAGAUCGCCCACAUUGAGAGGUACCACAAGCCCUACCUGCCGGAUCUGUCCCCGGCCAUGAAGAGAAACGCUCUGAGGGUAGCAGAAGUCUGGAUGGAUGAAUACAAACACAACAUCAAUCUGGCUUGGAACUUGCCAUUUGAGAACCACGGAAUUGACAUUGGGGAUAUAACUGAAAGGAAAAAACUCAGAGAGAGGUUGAACUGUAAACCUUUCAAAUGGUACCUGGAAAAUGUGUAUCCCAAGUUGGAUCCCUGGGACAACCUACUUGCCUAUGGAGGGAUGAAGAAUCUUGAUGCUAACAUGUGCUUAGACCAAGGCCCAGUGCCAGGUCACACACCCAUUGCCUUCGCCUGCUACUACUAUGGACCUCAAUUCACAUACUACCGCGCAAAUGGUGAGCUCUACAUCGGUGGCAUCAAGUCCCACAAGUACAAUGACAACCGGUGUUUGACUGAUGUUGGCAAAAAAGAAACUGAGCCUGGCCUUUACAACUGCAAAGAAGCUAUGCAGAAAGGAAUGGGGAUAUACUGGGACUUCACUCAGGGCAAAGAACUGAAAAACAGACAAACACAAAGAUGUCUGGAGAUUAAAGAUGGCAGACUUCUAAUACAAGAAUGCUCUGGCCAGAGAUGGGAAAUCCAAAACAUAAUCAAAGCCUUUUAACUUGUCUGUGUGGCCAACAAUAAGUGCGCUUCUCUGCUCAUAGGUCAGUGGAUAAUAAUAUCUGAAAAUCUAAAAGACAGUCAAUGAAAUGUGGCUACCAUUAUGACUCUUGUAAUCAUUUAAAUGUUCUCUUAUUUGGGAUUGAAAAAGUAAUUGAUUUUGUUAAUCUUAAGUGAAAUUUACUGACUUUUCCCUAAAAACAGAAUUUUGUAAGUUAUUGCUAAACAUCAUGUGCCGGCAUUGAGGCUAUAAAUAAUAAUUUUCUCUAUUCGUCAAUAUGAUAACUAUUUUUUUGAAGUUAUUAAAAAAGUUCAAAAUGAUGUUACUUCCUUUUUAUUCUAGGUGACUGUGAAAAAUACCAAAGGUUUCAAUUUACAAUAGCAAAACUGAGAUCAGUGAGCAAAUCCCAUAUUGUUUGGGUCUUCCUUCGUGUUUUUGGAUCCAAAAUUAUGACUAAUGAUUAAAUGUGUCUGUGUGUUUUACCAGCUCUGCUGAUCAGAUUAGUAGUGUAAAAAAACAAGGUUCAUUGUUAUAUGAUUGUCUAAUGACACGGAAAUAACAAAGUCCAGGGGACUGCUACUCUUACUCGUACUCGUACUCGUCGUCUCCCGCUUUACUCUUACAUAACUAAAAUAAUCCAGGACAGUAAUACUUUGUAUCAACCAGUUAUCUCAUUCAUUUUCAUCUUGCAAAUUUGAUUGCUCUGACUCUUGGAUACAAACUCACUCCUUUUUUGAAGUUGAUGCUGUGAUGAGCAGUCAUAACUCUUGCUCAUAAUAUUCAUACUUUGCACACAGCACCUUACCUCAUCCUGUUUAUAAAGGGACAUACCCACUAUCAUUAAUUAAUCCUUUUUCAGUCAUUUAAUCUUUCAGCUCAAGGACACCAAAUAUCUAACUAUCCAAGAAUAAAUGUUAGUACAAUUUUUAGACAUUCUUCACAUCAAAGCCUGUGAUGCAGCAUUCAGUGUAAGCUGACCGACAAAUGAAAUGUAAUUCACAGGUUUUAGUUCUGUAACAAUUAAUGCAACAAAUGCUAACUCAUCAUUUUUACAGAUUACUUUAGGUGCUGUUGGGUGAAUAUCAGGUUUCAAAAUAUAAAUCUUAGUUUUAGUAAUCUAUUUUUACAGUACUGUGCAUUACGGACUGUUAAGGAAGAAGCUUUCAUGCAGAGAAAGGCGGUUUUGUUCUAAAAAUCGCAGCAAGAGAUCUAAUAACUGAUGGGUUUAUCUUGUACAGAGGACUAAUGUUUUGAAAAAAAAAAA
Molecule: messenger RNA, 3236 nt
Organism: Seriola dumerili (greater amberjack)
Lineage: Eukaryota; Metazoa; Chordata; Actinopteri; Carangiformes; Carangidae
Product: probable polypeptide N-acetylgalactosaminyltransferase 8
Exons: 11
Coding region: 74-1972 (632 amino acids)
Cellular component (GO): Golgi apparatus
Source: RefSeq, a predicted model, not a curated record